Messenger RNA from Lodderomyces pseudojiufengensis, 882 nucleotides. Its product is annotated as aldo/keto reductase. The transcript has a single exon. Gene Ontology annotation, molecular function: oxidoreductase activity. The record is from RefSeq and is a predicted model, not a curated record. Bases 1 to 882 code for a protein of 293 amino acids. NCBI's taxonomy places the organism in Eukaryota, Fungi, Ascomycota, Pichiomycetes, Serinales, Debaryomycetaceae.
AUGGUUGAAUUAAAAGUUAAUACAAAAAAAUAUAAAUUAAAUAAUGGUGUUGAAAUCCCAGCAAUUGGUCUUGGAACAUGGAGAUCAAGUCCAGAAGAUGCUUACAAAGCUACAAAAUUAGCACUUGAAAAUUCAUAUCAUCAUAUUGAUACAGCAAGUGCUUAUGGAAAUGAGGAAGGAGUUGGAAAAGCUAUUGCUGAAUCAAAAAUUCCAAGAGAAGAUAUUUUUGUAACUACUAAAUUAUGGAAUACUGACCAUGAUAAAGUUGAAGAAGCAUUAGAUGAAUCAUUAAAAAAAUUAAAAUUAGAUUAUGUUGAUCUUUAUUUAGUUCAUUGGCCAGUAAAUACAGAUUCAGAAGAUGAUGAACCAACUAAACAUGAAGAUUAUGUUGAAACUUGGAAAAAAUUACAAAAAAUUUAUAAAGAAGGUAAAAAAGUAAAAGCUAUUGGUGUAUCAAAUUUUACUGAAAAAAAAUUACAAAAAUUAUUAGAUUCAGAAGGAGUUGAUGUUGUACCAGUUAUAAAUCAAAUUGAAGCUCAUCCAUUAUUAACUCAACCUCAAUUAGUUUCGUAUUUAAAAAGUAAAGAUAUUUAUAUCACUGCAUAUUCGCCAUUAGGUUCAGAUGAUUCACCAUUAUUUAAAAACGAAACUGUUAUAAAAAUUGCUGAAAAAAAUAAAGUUGAACCAGCUCAAGUAUUAAUUUCAUGGGCUGUUCAAAGAAAUUCAAUUGUUAUACCAAAAUCUGUUCAUGAAGAAAGAAUUAAAUCAAAUUUAGAAACUUUUACAUUAUCAAAUGAAGAUUUUGAAGCAUUAAAUGAAAUUAAUGAAAAAGAUGGACCAAAAAGAACAAAUGAUCCAGGUUUUAAUAACUAUAAUGAUUAA